GUCCGGAAGGAAGGAGGCUUUUCUUCGCAAGGGCGGGCCUUUUGCAUGCGAAGCAAAGUGCGCAGCCCUGGGAGGAGAGCGGCAUGAAGAGGAGAGGAGCAGGGGAAAGAGAGAAGGAUGUCAAGAAACAGAAACUUCUUGAUGAACUUGGAGAGAGCCGGCUUCCAUAUUUGACACCCAAGGAUGAUGGCUUCCAUCAACUGUGGAAGACAAAAUAUUCAAAACUCAUCCUCAGAACUGCUGAGAAGAUUCCCAAAGAGGUCCAUGAAGAAGUUCAGGAAGCUUUUUUGACUUUGCAAAAGCAUGAUUGUUUUUUCCAAGAUCUUGUAAGGAUCAAAGGGAAAGAUUUUGUUACCCCAGUAUCUCGUAUAUUAAUUGGAAACCCAGGAUGUACCUACAAGUAUUUGAACACAAGGUUAUUUACGGUCCCCUGGCCUGUGGAAGGUUAUGAAAUAAAUUAUUCCCAUCCUGAAAUAUCCAAGGCUUGCAAGGCAUUAAUCAAACUUAAUUGCUACUUGCAUAGAGAAUCCAUCCAGGCUUUGCAAGAGCAGAAUUUGGCCGAAACAAAAGGAAUGGAAGAUUCUCCUGUCAUCGAUAGGCAUCAGGAUUAUGCUACUUCCAUUACAGAGAUGGGAUCCAUUCCGCAAGAUCAAAGCCCUUCUCAUGUCCCAGAGAAUGACCAUAGCCAUCUGAAAGAGAGAACAUCUUACAACCUGUCUUUAUUAAAUUAUAUGGAUCCACAACAAAUGCCGUUCUUGAAACAAGAGCCUUAUUUUGGAAUGGGGAAAAUGGCUGUGAGUUGGCACCACGAUGAAAAUCUAGUUGAAGGGUCAACAGUGGCUGUCUAUAGUUAUAGCUGUGAAGAACCUGCCGCUGAUAUUAUUGAGGAGAAGGCUCCAAGUGGCAGAGACCCAGCUGUCUGGCAUGUUGGCUUGAAAGUUGCUUGGGACAUAAAGAACCCGGGGUUGGCUGUACCCCUUUACCCGGGAGACUGCUACUUUAUGCUAGAUGAUCUCAACAUGACCCACCAGCAUUGUGUCCUGGCUGGCUUGCUGCCUAGAUUCAGUUCUACUCAUAGGGUGGCAGAAUGCUCGCAAGGGACCCUGCCUUAUAUUUUGGACCAGUGCAAUGCAGCACUUCAGAACUUGUGCACCGAUACUCAUUUGAGCUGUCCAACUUUGAAAUCUCUGGAUGUCGAUAUAAAGCAAGUGGAGGAAACCCAUAACGAGGUUGAGUUUGAGUGGCUCCGACAAUUUUGGUUCCAGGGUAAACGUUACAGGAAGUGCACUGAUUGGUGGGACAAACCAAUGGCUGCGCUGGAAGAAUUUUGGAGGAAGCUGGAGCUCAUGACAAGCCUACUGCUCUGUGAAUUCAGGAAAGAGGAACAGGCGGAGGAACAAAGGAAUGAACGAAUCGGCUGCCUCCUGCCCAUUCUUGAAGAGCGUCAGGAGCUACGGCAGGAUUGGCUUGCAAGGUGUCAUUCCCAACUUGUGGAGAAUUUACCAAAGGAUGAAAAGCCAGAAUGCCAUCCUUACUGGCAAGAAGGCGAUGCCAGCAUGCCGCUGCCAUUCAAUCUUGAAGACAUAAUAGCUGAGCUACGGAGUCUUCUAGAGUGCUAGAUGGAGCAAUUUGAUCAUGAACUGACUGAGGUUCUUUCACAAAGAAACCUCUUCUGUAAGAGGCACUAGAUCUCUCUCAGAACAGUGGGGUAGAGGAAGAAACAGCCCAGGGGGGAGGUAUUCUGGACCAAGUAAUAUUCUGGCUGCAUAAACAGUUAAGAAGUUAACCAAAAGUGUACAUCACAAGCACCAGAAAAUGAAAGUAAGAUUAUCUGUGGUUUGUUUUGAAGUUGGGUAGGCAGCCAGUUCCCUGCUGUGUUUCAGAUGGGCUGCAUGAAAUAAAGAGCCAAUUACAAAUUGUUUUAGCGCAAAUGUGGUUUUUUCCCUCCUUUUUUCUGAUGGUAAACAAAGGAACACUGAAUUAGAGGAAAAUGCUACCCAGUACCCAAUGCAAGCACUAAACCUGCCUUAGGCUGCAAUCCUUUACACACUUAAUCUGGCAGUAAGUCCUGUUACAUUCAGUGUGGCUUGUGCCUGAAUAGACAUGCAUAGGAUGUGGCAGAGUCUGCAAUCCUAUACAUGCCUACAUGGAAGUAUAUCCCAUUAAACUCAAUGAGACUUAUUUUUAAGGAAACUUGUCAAAGAUUGUUCUAUAAGAGAUUAAGCUAUUGGGAAGUCACUGGACUGGACUUCACCUAGGUAAGUCACAAUGAGCCUUAGGCCCCACAUCUGCAAUAUGGAUAUGAUAAAUAAUAUUGACCUACCUCUCAGGGUUGUUGUGAGGAUUAUGCUAAGAUAAUAAUGUGAAUUGUUUUAAAUAGAAUAAAAGUGCUUCCUAGAUACUAAA
Lacerta agilis (Sand lizard) is the source of this 2406-nucleotide messenger RNA. It is a transcript of the gene FTO, whose product is annotated as FTO alpha-ketoglutarate dependent dioxygenase. NCBI's taxonomy places the organism in Eukaryota, Metazoa, Chordata, Lepidosauria, Squamata, Lacertidae. Gene Ontology annotation, molecular function: broad specificity oxidative DNA demethylase activity; mRNA N6-methyladenosine dioxygenase activity; ferrous iron binding. Gene Ontology annotation, biological process: DNA alkylation repair; RNA repair; regulation of multicellular organism growth. The coding region runs from base 84 to 1619 and encodes 511 amino acids. The record is from RefSeq and is a predicted model, not a curated record. The transcript has 9 exons.